AUAAAUCGCCAGCUAGCCACCCAUGCGAUCCCAUUUAAAGAACGAUGGCUAACCCGACGAUUUCCUGCUGGCUGGUUCUCCUCCUGGUGGCCAUAGUAGCGGGGCAGGAGCAGGACUCUGAAGAGACCACCAGCAUCGCCAUCUCCAGCUCCGGCGAGGAUUUAACUGAGCAAAAGUGCGGCAAGGAGCGUAACGGCUGCUGCGAGGAGCUCUACAUCGGCACGGAGGAAGAGCUGGUCAAAUGCUUCACCAUUCACUCAUCGAAGCUGCCACCAGACGGGGACAGCGAUGUCGGCAAAACGCUGCGAUUUCUCUCGUGUUUCGUAGAGUGCCUGUACAAGCAGAAGAAGUACAUUGGGAAGAGUGACACGAUCAACAUGAAGAUGGUGAAGCUGGACGCGGAGACGACAUACGCGGAUCGGCCCAAGGAGAAGGAGUACCACAUCAGAAUGUUCGAGCAUUGCCGCAAAGACGCUGUGGGCAUCUACAAUCUGCUGAAGGCGAGUCCCGGGGCCAAGGCGCUGCUCAAGAAUGCCUGUCGGCCCUACCUCCUGAUGGUGUUCCUCUGCCAGAGCGACUACCACCAGAAGCACGAGUGUCCCUACUUCCGCUGGGAGGGCACCGAAAAGGCAGGCACCAAGGACACCUGCGAAGACGCCAGGGACAAGUGCUAUCUCAUCGAUGGCAUAGCACCACCAACGAAAAGCCCACUCUGAGAAUUGUAUUUCAGCUGUACGAGUAAUGUAAU
Messenger RNA from Drosophila obscura, 748 nucleotides. RefSeq lists its product as uncharacterized. Gene Ontology annotation, molecular function: odorant binding. Bases 45 to 716 code for a protein of 223 amino acids. The record is from RefSeq and is a predicted model, not a curated record. The transcript has 3 exons. Lineage: Eukaryota; Metazoa; Arthropoda; Insecta; Diptera; Drosophilidae.